This is a messenger RNA of Plasmodium vinckei vinckei, 3045 nucleotides long. RefSeq names its product exosome complex exonuclease RRP44, putative. NCBI's taxonomy places the organism in Eukaryota, Apicomplexa, Aconoidasida, Haemosporida, Plasmodiidae. Gene Ontology annotation, biological process: rRNA catabolic process. Gene Ontology annotation, cellular component: cytoplasmic exosome (RNase complex); nuclear exosome (RNase complex). The record is from RefSeq and is a predicted model, not a curated record. The transcript has a single exon. The coding region runs from base 1 to 3045 and encodes 1014 amino acids. Gene Ontology annotation, molecular function: 3'-5'-RNA exonuclease activity; RNA binding; endonuclease activity.
AUGCAAACGUUUAAAUUUUUGCGAAAAAAAAAUGAUCAACGGGUUCAGAAGUGUUUUUACAAAUAUAGUGCAAACAAUAGGAUUACAAAAAUAGUAAGAGAGAUUUAUUUAAGAAACGAUAUAAGUUGUAGCAUAGAAAAAUGCAAGGUUUGUGAAAACAAAAAGAAAAAGUUGUUAGAUGGAGAUAGGAACAUCUUAAUAUUAGAUACAGAUACAAUAAUUAAAUAUAUUGAUUUUUUAUAUGAGUGUAAUAUAGAUAACAUAUUGAUCCCAUUAACUAUUUAUGAGCACAUAAGAACAUUUAAUAAAAUAUUAUAUAAAAAGUUACAUGAAUUGUGUUACGAAAUCGAUGAAAGUAUACCUAAUAGUAAUAAAAGAUAUAGUGUUUUUGUAAACAAAUAUUGUAAGUUUACAUAUGUUCAUGAUAAUAUAAAAUAUGAUUUAAAAGAAUUACAAGAAAUUAUAAAAAUUGUUAUAUGGUUCAAGCAUCACAAUCCUAAUUUAAAUGUAAUAGUUAUCACUAGUAAUGAUUUAUUAACAAAUGAUUGUGCUAACAAUGGUAUAUCUUGUUUUUCAUUACUAGAUUAUGUCAAUCAAUUUUUAAAAAAAAAAACAACAAAUGGAUUAAAUAAUUAUGGUUACAAUGAUAAUAUGCUUAGUAUAGAGACUAUAAAAAUGUACUUUGAAGAUAAUAUGAUUACCGAAAAUGAUGAAAAUAAAGAAGCUGAAAACGGGGACGAAGCUAGUGGAAAUUCUCGUUUGAAUGAUUUGGACAAGACGCAAAAUGAUUCAGAAAAUUUUAAAUAUAAAAAAAAAAUAUAUGAGCCACAUUUAGAUAAAAAGGAAAUAAUCCAAGGAUUGAGAAAUAAUCAAUUUUUUAAAGGAGUUUUUCAAGUUAUUUGUGUAAAUAAAAUGGCAACAGUCAAAAUUAACGACUAUGAAGAGGUUAUAAUAAGGGGUUAUAAAAAUAUGAACAGAGCAAUACAUAAUGAUAUCGUUGCAGUAGAAAUAUUUUCGCAAUUUACUGAUCCAUCAUAUGGCGAAUCAGAUUAUUUUGAGGAACAUAUCGAUCCAGAUGAAAAAGAAGAGGAAGAAGAAGAGGAAGAAGUCGAAGAUGAUGACGAGGAGAAAAAAACAAACAAUAUAAAUAAAACAACUUCCAUUACUAAAUCGGAAAAUGAACAACAUCCAAAAACAGGGGAAGGGAAUGAAUUUAUUGAGUGUAAAAAAUUGUAUGGUAAAGUUAUCGGAAUUAUUAGUAGAUCCCGAAAAGAAUAUGGUGGAGUUAUUAAAAGCAGUGAUAAUGAUAAAAACAAUAAAUAUAUAGAAAAAUUAUUAUUUUUUAAAGCUUUUAAUAGUAAAAUACCUCAUAUAAUAAUAAAAAGUAAUAUGGAAGACGAAUUAAGUAAUAAACGAGUAAUUGUAACAAUAGAUAAGUGGGAUUUUAAUUCAAAAUAUCCAUUGGGAAGAUGUUUAAGUGUAUUAGGUGUUUGUGAUGAUAUUGAAGCAGAAACAAAAUUAAUUUAUAAUGAAUAUAAUAUAUCAACAAAAGAAUUUAGUGAAAGUGCGUACUUGUGCUUACCCCCUUCAAAUUGGACUAUACCUGAAGAGGAGUUUUCUAAAAGAAUUGAUUUUAGAAAUAUUUUAACUUUUAGUAUUGAUCCUCCAGGAUGCCAAGAUAUAGAUGAUGCAUUAUCGGUUGAAAUUUUAGAGGACGAACAAAUCAUAAAAGUAGGAGUACAUAUAGCAGAUGUAUCUUAUUUUGUUAAACAAAAUAGUGCCCUUGAUUUAGAAGCAUCAAAAAGAUGUACUACAGUUUAUUUGACAAAUCAAAGAGUUGAUAUGCUUCCCAAAUUAUUAACAACAGAUUUAUGUUCAUUAGUUGAAAAACAGGACAGAUUAACAUACAGUUGUAUAUUUACAUUUAAUACGAAUUAUGAUAUAUUAGACAUUAAUAUAGCUAAAUGUAUUAUUAAUAGUGAUAGAUCAUUUACAUAUGAACAAGCUCAAAAUAUUAUUGACGAUUCUAAUGAUACAUCCUCUAUUGCGAUUUCAUUGAGAUUACUAAACAACAUUGCAAAGGAUUUAAAAGCAAAAUGGUUAAAUGAUGGUGCAUUAGAAUUAAAAGGAAAUUCAGAAGUUGUAUUUGAAUUUGAGCAAAAAGAUUAUACAAAAACUAAAAAUUUAAAACCUUAUGUUACAUAUGAAACAAACCGUUUAAUAGAAGCAUUUAUGUUACUAGCUAAUCGAUCAGUAGCUAGAAUUAUUUUUCAAAAUUUCAAAGCGGCAUGUAUAUUAAGAAGACAUCCGCCACCUAAAUAUGAUACAUUAAAAGAAUUAGAUGAAUAUUUACAAUCUAUUAAGGUUUAUGAUUUUAAAUUUAAUACAUCAAAAGAAUUAUCUUAUUCAAUUAAUAAUAUUAAUUUAAAAAAUGAUAAAAUACUAUCGAAUAUUUUAAAAACACUAGUUACAAAAUGUAUGAAUGAAGCAAUUUUUAUAUCUGGAUAUAAUGUACACAAUAAUGAUAUGUUAAGGCAUUAUGGUUUGGCGGCUGAUAUAUAUACCUUUUUUACUUCACCAAUUAGACGAUAUGCUGAUAUAAUGGUGCAUAGAAUAUUAAAUCAUAUAUAUGGAAUAGAAAAGCUUCACAAUAAAUAUUUAGAUAUUGUUUAUUUAAAUAAGCAAGUCGCUUUAUUAAAUGAAAAAUAUAGAAAUGCUAGAUUUGCUUCAAGAGCUUCUGUUAAUUUUUUCUCUUAUCUUUAUAUUAAAAAAAUAGGAAACCAAAUUACACAAGCUGUAAUAACUAGCUUAAAAAAAAAUGGAAUACAAAUAUAUGUGUUAGCAUAUGGUAUUGAAGGAAUAUGUUAUCUAAAAAAAAAAGACGGAUUUAUAUUUGAUGAGAAAAAAAAAUCAUUUAUUAAACUGGGUGAAAACCAAAAGGAAAGUUUUCAAUUAAAUUUUUAUGACAAUGUGGAGGUCCAUAUGCAAGUUGAUACGCGAGAUAUUAAAUGCCAAAAUCAUUUUAUUUUUAUUAGAAAACUGUAA